AUGGAGAGAAUGCCAGUUGAACUCCUGCGAAAUGUUCUGCAGGAGCUUGGCCCCUCUAGUCUCAAAAACGUGAGACUGGUGAGCAAGCGAUGUGCGGAACUGGCCACCCCCAUCUUGUUCAGCGUGAUCAAGCUCGUCGGCAAAGGGCACAUCUCCAAUCGCAUUGCUGACCCUCGGCGCUUACCAAAACGCUCCGUUGAGUUUGGAAAGCUGCAUGAGGCGAUUGCCGAAGUCCUGCCACUUGCCCGUAAUGCAGCGGGGCUGGUGUUUGCCCCGGCAGUUUACCGAGAAGGAUUCUGGGACGACUAUCGGACAUACUUAAAUCAGCAGAUAGAUGAACCCGUGGAAGAGGUUGAGAUGGACUAUUCUGAGGAUGGAGAUGAGGACGGAGGUGAUGACGGAGGUGAGGACGAGGAAGAUCGCUAUGAGGCCCGAAUUCAGCGCGUCAUCGCCAGAAGAGCAGCCCGGCCUGAGGUUGAAAGGGACCAGAUACAAGAAACCGAAGAGCACUGGAAUCUAAAGAGACAGGAGCAAGAGGCAAACAGCGAGAAAGUUGAAGCUUCUCUACUGGAGCUCAUCUCGUGCACAAACCUCAAAGAACUUGAAAUCCAAGCAUGGGAGUUUGCCGGCUUUGGAGCCGGCUUUGGAGGCCUCUGUUUCGAAAGCUUCGUUAUCGAUAGUUAUCGAAAAGUCUCAUCACCUACUGCUCAUCAUCUGCAUCUCAUUGCUCGCUGCCUUCACAAGUGCGGCCGCCAUAUUGAGAAGCUACACGUUCGUGCACUUAACCCAGAGAUGAUUCAGGAUUCGCUCGCUAUGCGUUUUGCGUUUGAAGGUCUUCGUCACAUUAGGCUCAAUCUAUACCAUGUGGACUCUCUUCUCGAGAAUUCAUCCUUUGACCACGCACUGCCUCACCUUCUCGAACAUGCCGGUCCCACUCUGGAACGCAUCGAAUUGGUAGCCGGCAGCAGAUGGCCUCGGCUUCCGAGCCGUGGUGUGCAUUUAUUGAGCAAGAUCUUCUACCAGAAAGAGACCAGCAAGACCCUAUCUUUCCCCAACCUCCGAUCCUUUCGACUCGUCUCUUUGAUCGUCAGCACCCCCUCCCUGUUGGAAUUUAUAACCGCUCAACCAAAGAUCGCCAAGCUUGAGUUUAGCUACGUGUAUCUGGCAACUUUAGGCAUGGGGUGGGAGUCUCUGGCCAGCGCCCUUCCUGCCUCUGUAGAGAUCUUGGAGGUAUCUGGUAGUCUCGGCCACGAACCUAUUGCAGGUUCUGAUGAUCCGAUUGCAUACAACUGGUGUGCUGAUUGGAAAUAUUCCGAGAAGCAGUUGCUUACUGAAAGUGGUUGGAAGGGGGAGGCUGUGGACUCAAUUCGAACUCAGUUCCGCAGGAUCGAGAAUUCCAGCAACGAAGAAUGA
Molecule: messenger RNA, 1413 nt
Organism: Clonostachys byssicola
Lineage: Eukaryota; Fungi; Ascomycota; Sordariomycetes; Hypocreales; Bionectriaceae
Source: the annotation of a GenBank genome assembly